Messenger RNA from Gigantopelta aegis, 2118 nucleotides. RefSeq names its product heparan-alpha-glucosaminide N-acetyltransferase-like. The coding region runs from base 17 to 1918 and encodes 633 amino acids. The transcript has 19 exons. Lineage: Eukaryota; Metazoa; Mollusca; Gastropoda; Neomphalida; Peltospiridae. The record is from RefSeq and is a predicted model, not a curated record.
UGCUCGUGACAGCAAAAUGGCAGCUUCUAUCAAAAAUAUGUUUAUGUUUAUAUUUUGCAUUGCCAUUAUUUCACAUGUGAGAGAGGUGCAGGCUGGGAAGACGAUCUUGCCGUUUUAUUGUGAUCAAAAGGACAUUCCCAAACUAACGAUCAACACUGGACACCUGACCAUCAACAACGAUUAUGACUCCAGCAUCGUCUUGCUCACACAGUCAGAAAAUUGUUAUGGGUGCAACCUGAUUACAUCAAAAGUGAUUCAGGGCAGGUCAAACUGCACAGUGCUUGUUGACACUCGGUGGCGGACGAGAAUGGAGGUACGGCUGCUGGUUAAUGGAACCGUAGUGCCAACAGAUUCAUCUUGCAGCGAAGCAAAUAUUUCCAAGUCAUUUCUUGAAAAUGGUGAAUAUGAACUGUUUAUUAACAAAAAGACUGGUGAAAUGUGUGCCGGACCCAUUCUGCAGAACGAUCCGUCUGAUAGCAACAUUCCAAUAUAUGUUGCUAUAGGAAUUAUGCUGUUUCUGUCCCUCAUCUGGAUUUUGAUGAAAUAUUUGUACAGGGAAGGAAUUUGCCACCGUAUAUUUUUCUUUUGGAGUACAGAAGGAAUGAUGGUGGCUGUAAUAGCAACGGAUCUUGGAAGCCCUACGAACAUCAAUGCUGGGGAGGAUGCGAAAAAGGAAACAUCUUCAAAAAAGGAACGUCUGCGAUCUCUCGACACCUUCAGAGGGCUCUCCAUCCUGGUAAUGAUAUUUGUCAAUUUACGAGCAGGGGAUUAUUGGUUUUUUAAACACUCCAAAUGGAAUGGUCUGCAUUUAGCAGAUCUAGUGUUUCCAUGGUUUGUGUUCAUCAUGGGCACAUCGAUGGUGUUCAGCUUCAGCUCGCAGGUCAAGCGGAGCGCAACGAAGAAAGGAAUGUUCUGGAAGAUCUUCAAGAGAUCUGUCAUUCUCUUUGGACUUGGACUCUUCCUCAACUCCGGUGGUUAUUCAGAUGGUGUUGAGCUGUCUAAAUUCCGAAUUCCCGGAGUGUUGCAGCGUUUUGGAGGAACCUAUCUAAUCAUUGCGACAAUCCACAUGUUUUUUGUGCAAACGGCAGAUGAAAACCAACACCGGUGGUGGUCGCCAGUGAGAGACGUGUUUGACUACUGGGUGGAGUGGAUCAUCAACAUCGUGAUGGUCAUUGUGUGGAUUGGCAUCACGUUCGGUCUCAAAGUGCCAGGCUGUCCCACUGGUUAUCUCAGCCCGGGAGGUAUGGCGGAUCACGGACAAUACCCGAACUGUACCGGUGGAGCAGCUGGUUAUAUCGAUCGUCAGGUUUUUGGUGAUGCCCAUAUCUACCAGCAUAACACGGCUGAAGAAAUAUAUCACACCCCUGUACCCCACGACCCAGAAGGUCUUCUUGGAACACUGAUGUCCUGUUUCAUGUGCUUUCUGGGCCUUCAGGCAGGCAAGAUUUUGUUUGUCUUCAAAGACUGGGUGCAGCGAAUCAAACGGUUUGCCAUCUGGGGAAUAGUGCUGGGCAUCUUGGGACUAAUACUGACCAAGGGAACACAAAACGAAGGAUGGAUUCCUGCAUGCAAGAAUUUGUGGUCACUUUCUUUUGUGCUCAUACUGUCCAGCUUUGCCUUCAUUCUCCUUAUGAUUUGCUAUCUUCUCAUCGAUGUGUGGAAAAUCUGGACUGGAGCUCCAUUUUACUAUCCAGGCAUGAACUCUAUCUUUAUGUACGUGGGACACGACGUGUUUAGCUCGUACUUCCCGAUCGCGGUGUGGGUGGCGAAGCAAUCACAGCAUGUUGCUGCUGAAGGACCUGUGGGGGCCGGCGUUCUGGUGCCUCGUCACCUACAGGAUGCACAUCAUCGGCAUGUACAUCAGCAUCUAGCUGUGCAACGGCCUGCAUGCUUUCUUGCCAUGGUAUGUCAGGACUGAAUCCUAUUGUUCUUUAUGUAGGACAUGAAGUUUUUACGAAAUUUUUUCCAUUUCACGUCAAGGUAGCUAAUCACCAUCCAGAACAGUUAGCUCUCAGCAUCUGGGGAACAUUUCUCUGGUUCUGUAUAGCAAUCUAUUUAGACUGUAAACAAAUUUAUAUUACUGUGUGAUCAGUAUAAAAUAAAAGAUUUUUGUCUGGA